AUGUUCAUGUCAGUUGUGGCUUUGUUUAUAUUAGCAACCACAUUGAUCCUCUUACUCAUUGUCCUAAUGCGAAAUCGAUCCCUGACACCACUACUGAAAUGGUUGCAAAGACAUUUGCGAAAUGCUGAGUACUAUUGUUCGGAAUUGAUGCAACCAUCAUCACUCGAUGUUGAUCUCGGUUUGCUUCCAAGUUCUCCUGCAGACUGCAAGCGGAAAGUGACCACUUCAACUACUGCCGCGUCGAAUGAUUCUACCACCAACUGA
This is a messenger RNA of Opisthorchis viverrini, 264 nucleotides long. RefSeq lists its product as hypothetical. The record is from RefSeq and is a predicted model, not a curated record. The transcript has a single exon. The coding region runs from base 1 to 264 and encodes 87 amino acids. Lineage: Eukaryota; Metazoa; Platyhelminthes; Trematoda; Opisthorchiida; Opisthorchiidae.